This is a messenger RNA of Fragaria vesca subsp. vesca, 324 nucleotides long. RefSeq names its product transcription factor DIVARICATA-like. NCBI's taxonomy places the organism in Eukaryota, Viridiplantae, Streptophyta, Magnoliopsida, Rosales, Rosaceae. Bases 1 to 324 code for a protein of 107 amino acids. The record is from RefSeq and is a predicted model, not a curated record. The transcript has a single exon.
AUGGCAGGAACUAGUGAUGAUCGAUGGACUAGGGAAGAAAACAAAGCUUUCGAGGUUGCCCUAGCGGCAAACUGGAACAACAUUGAGAAAGGGGAAUGGGAGAAAAUUGCUUCAUCGAUUCCGGGGAAAUCCAUUGAUCAAAUAAAAGCACAAUUCCGGCGGCUGUUGGAAGAUGUAGCAGCGAUCGAAGAUGACCGAGUGCCACUUCCUAGUUACGCAGAUGAAUAUUAUCCGAUCAAGGAAGUGAGAAGUGUCGUCCAGGAUGGUAAAGAUUGUGGUGGUGAGCCAAAAGCGGCAGAGAGAAGAGAUAUUGAAGAAGAGUAA